Salmo salar (Atlantic salmon) is the source of this 4078-nucleotide messenger RNA. The record is from RefSeq and is a predicted model, not a curated record. Lineage: Eukaryota; Metazoa; Chordata; Actinopteri; Salmoniformes; Salmonidae.
CUGCAGAUAGUUAUUUUGAAGAAGGAGUGGUUCCUUAUAAUGACAGAAUACAGUUGAUUUGUAAUAAUCUCCUGUGGGUCGCCAAGAUUAGUUGAAUGAACUGACACUACGUCUUUCUGGAUGUGAAGUACAAUGAAGACACAAUAGACAAGAGGUGCAACAUUCAGAGAAAUGCACAAUUCAUGGUCAGUACCCUGUCUAGCCUGGCAGAAGAUUGAGAGGGUGAAGACUGUGGCGCCAGAGUUGAAGCCCAUCAAAGCUGUUUCACCAUGGAACAUGAUCGUUCAGUGUACUUGCAGGUUCAUGUGCGCAUGUGCCACUACUCUACAUGUGUCUAUUAAAGUAGAGUCAGUACUCAGAGAGACUCAGACAGACAGAGAGACAGGCACCAUGUCUCCCUCCCAGUCCUCCCUAAUACUGCUGCUGAUGGUCUCCUGCUCCUGGGCCACCCACUUCUCAGGAGGAACCAUGACCUUCAACCCCAGAGGGACCAACCCAGACGGAACCUACAGGGUGGACCUUCGUUAUAAGACAGCCAUUCACCCAUCAAUAAUCUUUCCCGUCUGUGUUUCUGAUACCUGGUGGUGUGUCAGUGGGGACUGUGGGAAUGAGACCAGUCUAGUGGUUAACACAGUGGACCAGGAGAUAUCUGAGGACUGGUGUCAGGUUGAAGGAGUCAUGACUAGACACGUCUUCAGUAACACACAGACUUUUGAUCUGCGAUUUAAUGGCAGAAACUGGAUAGACAAUGAUAAUUCUGUUUUUAUUUGGAGUCUGUCGACUCAUGUGGAUCUUGGGGUCAGGUCUGACAUGGGGACAGUCAACCGAUCUCCACAGACCACUGUCAUACCUCUAAUGCGUGUCCCUGCUAAUUGUCAAAGAGAUUUCAACCUGUUGUCAUUUGAUCCAGAUGGUGAUAUGGUCAUAUGUAGAUAUGCAGUACCAACGGAGGAGUGUUACACAUCAAGUGACCUUCCUAAUGACUUCACUCUACGAGAGAACUGCACCUUGUCAUUUUGGGGCAACAGUAAUACCACUGGAACAUAUGCAGUUCAGAUGGUGAUGGAGGAUUUCCCGACUCAGUCCAUCUCUCUCUCCUAUACUGACGGAUCUCAAUCUAACAGGACCUCAAACAAUACACUCUGCAAACUGCCUGUUCAGUUUGCAGUGAGAGUGGACCCCCCGGUGACAUCCUGUAUGGAGGGGCUGUACCUACCCAUGUUCCUGUCUCCAACACCAGCCCAGGGUGCACUGCUGAACGCCUCUGCAGACCAACCCCUGGAAAUCACUGUCAGAGCACAGGCUACCAACUCCACGGUUUCAGAGCUGUUGGUGAGUGGACCUUCCGGUAUCACAAAGAACACCACUGAUCCAGAAGAGUACCUUCUAAGAUGGACGCCCACUGAGGAUGAGGAGGGAGGGUACUAUCCUGUGUGCUUCAUCGCUCAGGGAGUGAACAACAGUUCCAAGUAUCACUCUGAGCUACGCUGUGUGAUCGUCAGGGUUGGAAACACAAGCGCCAUCAGAACCACAGAGCCUACAACCUCCCCUCCUCUGACAAUAAACCUCACAACCACAGAGGAGCCAACAACCUCCCCUCCUCUGACAAUAAACCUCACGACCUCACAGAUUGCACCUGAACUUCCAACCACGCCCACAAAUUUCAGUACAUACGCAACCACAGCAUCCCCAACUUUAAGUACAAACCCAACCACCGAUCUCACAACCCAUAUUGUGGACAGUACAACAAAGAACAGUGGGCCUAGAUACGUUGUAGUACUGAGGAUAAAAGUGUCCUCUCUGAUCCCACUGACGGAUAAUUACAUCAGAAACGUGGUGUUUCAGCAGCUCCGUGAGGAACUGAUCAGACUAGGGCUGCCAGGGGACUUCACGCUACGCCUGUUAGCCACUCAUGACAUCAGUCCCUGAGGGAGGGACAGGAAUUCAGCUCAACUUUCUUCACUUCUACUUGUCUUUUCUUCCUGGUUCUGAUUCUGCAGAUAGUUCUUUUGAAGAAGGAGUGGUUCCUUAUAAUGACAGAAUACGGUUGAUUUGUAAUAAUCUCCUGUGGGUCGCCAAGAUUAGUUGAAUGAACUGACACUACGUCUUACUGGAUGUUAGUUGAAUGAUUUAAAAGUAAAUGAUUUAUGUCUACAAGAAGAAAUGCAACAUAAAUAUGAUUGGUAAUGUACAGAGGUAGACUGAGGUUCUUUCCUGUUUGGUAAUGUACAGAGGUAGACUGAGGUUCUUUCCUGUUUGGUAAUGUACAGAGGUAGACUGAGGUUCUUUCCUGUUUGGUAAUGUACAGAGGUAGACUGAGGUUCUUUCCUGUUUGGUAAUGUACAGAGGUAGACUGAGGUUCUUUCCUGUUUGGUAAUGUACAGAGGUAGACUGAGGUUCUUUCCUGUUUGGUAAUGUACAGAGGUAGACUGAGGUUCUUUCCUGUUUGGUAAUGUACAGAGGUAGACUGAGGUUCUUUCCUGUUUGGUAAUGUACAGAGGUAGACUGAGGUUCUUUCCUGUUUGGUAAUGUACAGAGGUAGACUGAGGUUCUUUCCUGUUUGGUAAUGUACAGAGGUAGACUGAGGUUCUUUCCUGUUUGGUAAUGUACAGAGGUAGACUGAGGUUCUUUCCUGUUUGGUAAUUUACAGAGGUAGACUGAGGUUCUUUCCUGUUUGGUAAUGUACAAAGGUAGACUGAGGUUCUUUCCUGUAGACAGGUUAUUAAACAUUGGGAGAUAUAAUGUUGUUUUCCUUAAGGUGUGAAUCAUAUAGACUGUGUUUGAUUAGGCUUAGAGGACAAGGCCUUAGGAGGUUGAUAAUGAUACGUUAUAAUGGUAAAAUGUUAUAAUGUUUAAAAUAUUGAUGUAUUAAGAUAUAAGUGGAGUAAUAAAUUAGGUUGUAGAAAGACUAUAAUUUAGUUAAAGGUAGGAGGGUGAAGGGAAUAGGAAAGUUUCAUGUUUGAAAAAUGUAUGUUUUAAGAAGUUGAUGUUCAUGAAGUAUAUUAAGGGUGCUAGCUUGAUCUGGAAAUCCCCAGGUCAGAGCAGCAAGUAGGUUGAAGCGUACGUUCUGCCUAGGUGGGAAAACGUGGAGGUUAGUGGGGGCUGAAAAAGCACCUUUUGAGAAGAUGGAUGCAUUCAUUAGGUGUUAACCACCGAAGGCAUCAGUGGAGCAGGUGGUCAUCCUGAUGAUUUAUCAGAAGAGGCAUUAAGGGUAUAAAGGAAGCAGGUUUCAUGGGAAGGGAAUGACUCUCUUUGAGUUUGCUAGAAGAACCUGUCGUCUGCUGGAGAAAGACUUUUACUGAAGCUUUUUAACUUCAGAUUCAUUUAGAUUUUUAAUAUACUUGAUUUUUAUUCUGAAAGUGUUCUAGUACAUUCUAGGAGAAACCCUAAAGGUUACCUCACUUAUAGGAGUGUUCUAGUACAUUCUAGGAGGAACCCUGAAGGUUACCUCAUUGAUAGAAGUGUUCUAGUACAUUCUAGGAGGAACCCUAAAGGUUACCUCAUUGAUAGGAGUGUUCUAGUACAUUCUAGGAGGAACCCUAAAGGUUACCUCACUGAUAGGAGUGUUCUAGUACAUUCUAGGAGGAACCCUUAAGGUUACCUCAUUGAUAGAAGUGUUCUAGUACAUUCUAGGAGGAACCCUAAAGGUUACCUCAUUGAUAGGAGUGUUCUAGUACAUUCUAGGAGGAACCCUAAAGGUUACCUCACUGAUAGGAGUGUUCUAGUAGCUGUUAGUUUUUUAGACACCAACUGAGGGACUGAGCAUCCUGAAGGGGGAGACAAAAAGCUGUUUAUAAAUUGUAGAAGGUAAGAACUUGUUUUUCUUGUUAUUGAACACUGUGCUUCUCAUAAAAUUGUUAUAAACCAAACAUAUUUUAUUGACACACACUAAUAAGGGUUUAGAUAAGGGUUUAGUUAAGGGUUUAGUUAAGGACGCUGAAGGCAUCUCUCAAUUUAAUCCAAGUUAUAUUUUUGCUUAUCAUCGAUUGGGGAUAUUGAUUUAUGAUUGAUUGAUUGAUCUGUGAUUUUUAAUGCCCGUUUCUGGAAUUUUGAAUAAACUUGUUUUAUUGUUCUGAAA